CUGCCCAAAAUCAUUGAUUUUUUCAAACAUUCAUCACAGCAAUCGAAGUGACAUUCGUAAUUGUCAUUCGAUUCGUUUGGGUUGCGCGCCGUACUGUCACAAACACCGAUGAUCAUCAUGUCACCUGCUCGUACCGAAACGCUUUCCCAAAAUAAUCCAAUCAACAAUAAUAACAAUAACAAUAACGUCAACAAUAACCAACCAAUGGAAUCGGAUUUUAAAUACUUGGCCGUCGAUCGUACGGUGGUUUCGGAUCCCACAAAAACCGCCGAGUGGUCUGCCAAACGAUUAGUAUGGGUACCGCAUGAAACACUGGGCUUCGUUGCCGCCAGCAUCAAAUUGGAACGUGCCGAUGAAUAUGAAGUGGAAAUAGUGGAAUCCAAUAAAAAAUGCAUCGUCAACAAAGACGACGUUCAAAAAAUGAAUCCCCCUCGUUUCAAUAAAGUCGAGGAUAUGGCCGAAUUGACCUGCUUGAACGAAGCGUCCGUUUUGCAUAACCUCAAAGACCGAUAUUAUUCCAGCCUCAUUUACACAUAUUCCGGACUGUUUUGUGUGGUGGUCAAUCCAUAUAAAAAGCUGCCAAUCUAUACGGAUAAAAUUAUUGAACAUUACAAAGGCAAAAAACGUCAUGAAGUUCCGCCGCAUAUAUUUGCUGUUACCGAUGGUGCCUACCGUAGCAUGUUACAAGAUCGCGAAGAUCAAUCGAUUCUGUGCACCGGUGAAAGUGGUGCAGGCAAAACUGAAAACACGAAAAAAGUAAUACAAUAUCUGGCCUAUGUAGCAUCAUCAAAACCCCGUAGUGGAUCCGUAUCAUUGCAUACCGGAGAACUUGAACAACAACUUUUACAGGCCAAUCCAAUUCUGGAAGCAUUCGGUAAUGCUAAAACAGUCAAAAAUGAUAAUUCAUCUCGAUUCGGUAAAUUUAUACGCAUCAAUUUUGACGCAUCCGGAUUCAUAGCCGGUGCCAACAUCGAAACCUAUCUGUUGGAAAAGUCACGAACCAUACGUCAAGCGGUUGAUGAACGUAGUUUUCAUAUAUUUUAUCAAUUGCUUAAUGGAACGUUACCCGAACAAAGACAAGAAUUUCUACUGGAAGACGUUAAAAACUAUGCAUUCCUUACGCAUGGAGCUGUACCGGUGCCCGGUGUCGACGAAGCAAUCGAAUUCAAAAAUACCGUACAGGCCAUGCAGAUCAUGGGUCUGAAUACCGAAGAAUUAAGUGCCAUUUUCCGUGUCGUAUCGGCCGUCAUGUUGUUCGGCAACAUGAAAUUCAAACAGGAACGAAAUUCCGAUCAGGCCACAUUGCCCGAUAAUACAGUCGCACAAAAAGUUAGCCAUCUACUUGGGCUCAAUGUUUCCGAAAUGAUCAAAGCAUUUUUACGUCCCCGACUCAAAGUUGGUCGUGAUUAUGUGACUAAGGCACAGACCAAGGAACAAGUGGAAUCAUCGGUGGAAGCCAUUGCCAAAGCAUGUUACGAACGAAUGUUCAAAUGGCUUGUCCACCGAAUCAAUCGCUCGUUGGAUCGAACCAAACGUCAAGGCGCUUCCUUCAUCGGUAUCCUCGACAUUGCCGGUUUCGAAAUUUUUGAGCUUAAUUCUUUCGAACAACUCUGCAUCAACUAUACUAACGAAAAAUUGCAACAACUUUUCAACCACACCAUGUUUGUUCUCGAACAAGAAGAAUAUCAACGCGAAGGCAUCGAAUGGAAAUUCAUUGAUUUCGGUCUCGACCUUCAACCUACCAUCGAUCUGAUCGAAAAGCCAAUGGGCAUAUUGGCAUUGUUGGACGAAGAAUGUUGGUUUCCCAAGGCGACCGACAAAACUUUUGUCGACAAACUCAUUACCUCACACAAUAGCCAUCCCAAAUUUGUUCAGACGGAUUUCCGUGCCAACGCUGAUUUUAGCAUCAAACAUUACGCCGGAAAGGUGGACUAUCUAGCUUCUCAGUGGUUGAUGAAAAAUAUGGAUCCAUUGAAUGAAAACGUGGUUCAAUUGUUGCAACAAUCAUCCGAUCCGUUUGUCAUUCAAAUAUGGAAAGAUGCCGAAAUUGUUGGCAUCGGUGUGGCCACAUUAAGUGGUGAUACGCAAUUCGGUGCCCGUACUCGCAAAGGAAUGUUUCGAACAGUAUCGCAACUCUACAAAGAUCAAUUGACCAAAUUGAUGACCACCUUACGCAAUACCAAUCCCAAUUUCGUCCGGUGUAUUAUUCCGAAUCAUGAAAAGAAAGCCGGCAAAAUUGAUGCCCCACUCGUACUGGAUCAGCUUCGUUGCAAUGGUGUUUUGGAAGGCAUUCGAAUCUGUCGACAAGGUUUUCCGAAUCGAAUUCAAUUCCAAGAAUUCAAACAACGAUAUGAAUUGCUUACACCCAAUGCUAUUCCCAAAGGGUUUAUGGAUGGCAAACUUGCAUGCGAAAAAAUGAUUGCCGCUCUGGAUUUGGAUCCCAAUCUUUAUCGAAUUGGUCAAUCGAAGAUAUUCUUUCGUGCCGGUGUGCUAGCUCAACUUGAAGAAGAACGUGAUAUGAAAAUAUCCGACUUGGUUGUCAAUUUUCAGGCAUGGUGUCGUGGUCUGCUAGCCCGUCGUAAUUAUCAUAAACGAUUGCAACAACUGAAUGCUAUUCGUGUCAUUCAACGUAACUGUGCUGCAUAUCUUAAACUUCGUAAUUGGUCUUGGUGGCGUUUGUAUACCAAAGUGAAACCAUUGCUCGAAGUGACUAAACAUGAAGACAAGUUAUUGGAAAAGGAGGAUGAAAUACGUCAGGUGAAGGAUAAGCUGAACAGAGCGCAACAGGAAUUGGUCGAUUUGGAUAAAAAAUAUCAACAACUAGUGACCGAAAAGAAUGAUCUAUCGGCCGCUCUUCAGGCUGAAACCGAGCUCUGCAACGAAGCCGAAGAAGCUCGUGUGCGUUUGACUGUUCGCAAACAAGAACUGGAAGAAUUGAUCAUCGAAUUGGAAACACGUAUCGACGAAGAAGUCGAUCAAUUUCAGGUUUUGAACAAUGAAAAAAAGAAACUGCAAUCACAUAUCCAGGAUCUGGAAGAACAACUGGAAGAAGAAGAAUCGGCCAGGCAAAAAUUGCAAAUCGAAAAGCUGGCACUCGAAACCAAGGUGAAAAAGCUGCAAGAAGAAGCAUCCGUCUCCGAGGAUACACACGGCAAAUUGGCCAAAGAGAAAAAAUUACUAGAUGACCGGCUGGCCGAAUUGAUGAAAACGGUUGGCGAAGAAGAAGAAAAAUCCAAACAUCUUGCCAAACUGAAAGUUAAAUAUGAAAGUUCAAUCACCGAACUAGAAGACAAACUUAAAAAAGAACAAGAGCAAAAAUACGAAUUGGAACGUGUCCGACGCCGUCUCGAAAACGAAUUAAGCGAUACAAAAGAACAGCUCAGCGAAAAGAAUGGCCAAUUGGAAGAUGUACAGGCAUUGAUCAGCAAAAAAGAAGCCGAUCUAGGUCAGGCAUUGUCGCGUUGUGAUGAAGAAUCGGCAUCGCGUAGCCAAAUACAGAAACAGCUACGAGAAUUGGAAUCACAAUUGGCCGAAAUCCAAGAGGAUCUCGAAACAGAACGACAGGCGCGUGCCAAAGCAGAAAAACAGAAGCGCGACCUGAACGAAGAGCUGGAAGCGCUCAAAAACGAGUUAAUGGAUUCGUUGGAUGUCACCGCCGCUCAACAAGAUCUGACACAGAAACGUGAACAGGAGCUUGAUCGAUUACGACGCAGUCUGGAAGAAGAAUCACAACAACACGAAAGCCAGAUCCAGGAUCUUCGCCAAAAAUACGGCAAAACUAUCGAAGAAUUGAACGAAAGUAUCGAUAAUCUCCGUAAGACAAAAACCACGCUCGAAAAAACCAAAUUGAAUCUGGAAGCCGAAAACGCUGAAAUGACGCAGGAAAUUGCCAACAUCAACCAGGCCAAACAGGAUAGUGAACGUCGUCGCAAACAGGUGGAGUCGCAAGUGUCCGAAUUGACUAGCCGUUUGAAUGAGAUCGAAACGAAAAAGGCCGAAUUGGUGGAAAAAGGGGCCAAAAUGCAACAGGAACUGGAAUCGGCAUUAUCGCAGCUAGAAGAAGCUGAUCGUCGUGCCAGUCAGGCAAACAAAAACAGCAACACAUUGAAUGUACAGUUGGCCGAACUUCAGGAAUUGUUGCAAGAAGAAACGAAACAAAAAUUAUCGCUCAAUUCCAGACUACGACAAGUGGAGAGCGAGCGUGACGCUAUUCGCGAACAAAUCGAAGAAGAGGAAAAGUUGAAAAAAUCCUUGGAAGCCCGGCUCAAUCAGAUUAACGCUGCAUUCGUGGAAGCCAAGAAAAAAAGCGAAGAGGAUGCCGAAUUGUUGGUGCUGUCCGAAGAGAAUCGUAAAAAAGCUGUCAAAGAAUUCGAAAUUGCCGGCCAACAAUUGAAAGAAGCUGUGGCCACUAUUGACAAAUUGGAAAAAUCCAAGAAAAAACUCCAGUCCGAAGUGGAUGAUUUGAAUAUUGAGCUCGAAAAUCAACGAUCCAAAGUUUCCGAGUUGGAAAAGAAACAGAAAAAAUUCGAUGCCAUGAUCCAAGAGGAAAAGGAAUUAUCGGCCAAAAUCGCCAACGAACGUGAUCAGGCGGAACGUGAAUCGCGUGAAAAGGAAACGAAAAUCCUCUCCCUGCAGCGAGAACUGGAAGAUCGCGACAAUCUCUAUGUGGAAAAUGAACGAGCCAAAAAGCUACUGCAGACCGAAUUGGACGAAUUGAUCAACAAUCAAUCGUCUACCUAUAAAAACUUCCAUGAACUGGAAAAAGCAAAACGUAGUCUGGAGAAUGUGGUUGCCGAACAAAAAGCUCAUAUCGAAGAGCUGGAAGAUGAACUGAUGGUUCUGGAAGAUUCCAAACUUCGUAGCGAAGUCAAUGCACAGGCCAUGAAAUCGCAAUUCGAACGUGAACUGAAAGACAAAGAGGAACAGGCAGAGGAAAAACGACGCGGUCUCAUCAAAAAGAUUCGCGAUCUGGAGACCGAAUUGGAAGAAGAACGCAAACAAAAAUCGGCCGCCACAAUGGCUCGCAAAAAGCUCGAAAGCGAAUUGCAUGAUCUCGAACAACAACUGGAGAUUGGCAACAAAAUGAAAGAAGAUGCAAUCAAACAGUACAAACGUCUGCAAGCUCAGUCCAAAGAUAAUCAACGCGAAAGCGAGGAAUACAAAGCCGUGGCCGAAGAAUUGAGCGCCCAGAACAAGGAAUACGAAAAACGGUUCAAAGUGUCCGAAGCCGAAUUGAUUCAGGCCCAAGAAGAUCUGGCCGCUUCCGAACGGUUGCGUCGUGCUUUCGAAAGUGAACGUGACGAAUAUCUGGAUGAAAUCAACAAUCUGGCACCGCUUCGAAGCCAGAUCCAGGACGAACGUAAACGAUUCGAAGCGCAGAUCAGCGAACUGCAGGACCGGCUCGAGGAAGAGCAAAGCAACACCGAAGUACUCGUCGACCGCAUCAAAAAGAUGCAAACCCAAGUGGAACAGAUGAACAUCGAACUGAGCAACGAACGUUCGCUUAGCCAGAAAAACGAAACGGCUCGUACUGCCGCCGAACGACUAAACAAAGAGCUUCGCAACAAACUUCAAGAACUCGAAUCGACGCAACGAACCAAGAACAAACAACUGAUCAGUCAGAUGGAAAACAAAAUCAUCCAACUGGAAGAGCAACUGGACAACGAGACCAAGGAAAAACAAGGUGCCAACAAAAUGAUUCGCAAAAUGGAAAAACGCAUCAAAGACAUGCAGGCUCAGAUCGAAGACGAAAAACGACUGACCGAACAGAUGAACAGCAAACUGGAAAAAAGUAAUGCCCGCACCAAAUCGUUGAAAAACCAGCUGGACGAAUUGGAAGAGGAAUGUUCUCGCGAAAAGACCAGCCGCCGCAAAGCGCAGCGAGAACUCGAGGACACCAUCGAAGCCAACGAAUCGUUGUGCAAAGAGAUUGAAAUUCUCAAAAACAAACUGAGACGGUCGACGGCCAGCUCCCGUAACUACAUUUCGAACAAACGUGGCUCGAUGAGUGGCACCGGCGACGACAAUUCCAUCGGUUCGCCUCAAGAUGACGACAGCCCGACCAACGAUGACACCAGUCCAUCCUCCACACCGGCACCAAGUUCUCGUAUUUUACCGCAGGGACAGCCCAUGUAAUGUCCAGUAUUAAAGCAUCAUCAGUGC
Molecule: messenger RNA, 6162 nt
Organism: Dermatophagoides pteronyssinus (European house dust mite)
Lineage: Eukaryota; Metazoa; Arthropoda; Arachnida; Sarcoptiformes; Pyroglyphidae
Gene: zip
Product: myosin heavy chain 10
Biological process (GO): actin filament organization
Cellular component (GO): cytoplasm; membrane; actin cytoskeleton
Molecular function (GO): ATP binding; microfilament motor activity; actin filament binding
Source: RefSeq, a predicted model, not a curated record